Messenger RNA from Stylophora pistillata, 995 nucleotides. RefSeq lists its product as uncharacterized. The record is from RefSeq and is a predicted model, not a curated record. Lineage: Eukaryota; Metazoa; Cnidaria; Anthozoa; Scleractinia; Pocilloporidae.
UCAACAGCAUUCAAUAUAACGCAGCCAUGCAGGGUUUCUCCUUGUUGGCUCUUAUCGCCGUCAGCUCCUUUAUGUAUUCAUUAACAAAUGCCAAAGAACUACAGAGGAAUGUUUCAUCGUCACAAUGCAAGUCGUGCUCGUCGUGUGGAAUGCCAGGACUGCCGGGAAUGCCGGGAAUGCCUGGAUCCAACGGAAUACCGGGAACCCCAGGAGUGCCGGGCUCACCAGGUCCUUCAGGUCCGCCGGGAAGAAGUGCCGACACGGGGGAAAAAGGUCGGAAAGGAGAUGCAGGAAUCUCCGGUAAACCUGGCUCAAGAGGCCCCCGGGGGCACAAUGGGCUGACUGGAGAAAAAGGAGAAAUCGGUAACACCGGGGAAAGGGGCAAUGAAGGAAUCCCCGGAAAAAUUGGUCCACGAGGCUACAAAGGCUCUAAAGGAGAAAUAGGAAGCAAAGGCGUGAAUGGUACGGGUAUCCCUGGGAUGACUGGCCCCAGGGGUCCCAAAGGACUCAAAGGAGAAAGAGGGAUCAGUGGAAUAAAGGGAGAGAAAGGAGAUGCAACAAACACUGACCCCAGACAGCCGGCCAACUGGAAACAGUGCGCAUGGACGUCAGACACGGAUACAGCCAGUGGGAUAAUAAAGGAAUACUCUUUUAACAAACUGCACCAAAAUACGGCCCUUAAAGUCUCAUACCAAGGAAACAUUCGUAUAUACGAUUUCAAUGCCAAAUGCAACAGAUGGUAUUUCAAGUUCAACGGCAAUGAAUGCAGUGGACCUUUGCCAGUUGACUCACUCCUUUACACUAAUUUUCAUAGCUCAAGGCCCAACGUCCAUCGUCCUCAUUUCUUUGAAGGUUUUUGUGAGAAUCUCCCACGAGGAACGGUUCGCGUUGAACUCUGGAUAGGCCAGUGCGCUCACUUCACACUGGGUAACGCUUGGACAGGAUGGAAUUCAGUGUCUCGGAUCAUGAUUGAAGAAGUACCACCAUCCCAGUAG